AUGCCGAUUGGGAAAGUUGAAAGUUUUGAUAUGGGAUCUCAAAAUUGGGACACAUACAUUCGUCGUGUAAAACAAUUCAUGGAACUCAACGACAUUGAACAGAGACUUCACGUUGCAACGCUCGUGACCUUAGUUGGGUCUGAGUGCUAUGACUUAAUGUGUGACUUGUGUGCUCCGGACUUACCAGAAGAAAAGGAUUUCGACAUACUCGUAAAAUUAGUCAAAGAUCAUCUAGAACCUGAAAGAUCGGAAAUAGCAGAACGUCAUAUCUUCAGGCAAAGAAAGCAGCAAAAUAACGAAAACAUUCGUUCCUACCUACAAAGUUUGAAACAUUUGGCUAAAACUUGCAAUUUCGGCAUCACAUUAGAAAUUAAUCUACGCGAUCAAUUCGUAUCAGGAUUAUAUAGUGAGGAGAUGCGAUCAAGGCUGUUUGCUGAAAAAGAUAUAGAUUACAAGCGCGCUGUUGAGUUGGCAUCAGCACUGGAAGCAGCGGAUCGACAUGCGAUGGCGGCUGGGGGCACUGGGGGCAGCUCACAGGCUGCGUCCGAGAGCGAAGGCAUGCAUCGGGUCGGCGGAGCGCGCGCGGAGGCUCGCUGCGCCUGCAGACGCUGCGGCAAGCUGGGCCAUGCGGAGGGUCGGUGUCGGUACAAGCACUACACCUGUGACUCAUGUGGCGAGAAGGGACACCUAAAAUCAAUGUGUCGGAACCGUAAAGGUAACCAAAAGAUUGAAAAAAACCGAGAAAAGACGCCAAUAUUUGUAAAGGCGCGGGCGCUGCCACUGGCGUUGCGCGAGCGCGUUGAGCGAGAACUUGAUCGUUUACAAAGUGAGGGAGUUAUUUACAAAGUAGAUAGGUCUGAUUACGGCACGCCUAUCGUACCAGUCGUUAAGGCAAAUGGCGAUAUUCGUAUUUGCGGCGACUAUAAAAUCACAAUAAACCCACGUCUGAAGGAUUAUCACUAUCCUUUGCCGCACAUUAAAGAUUUGUUUGCCACUUUAGGUGGUGGUGAAUAUUACACAAAAUUGGAUUUAUCUAAUGCAUUCCAGCAAUGCCUCUUAGACGAAGAAUCCCAGCCGAUGACAGCGAUCACGACACACAUUGUGCUGUCCGUUGACAGCAGCCAGUACGGACUGGGCGCCGUCCUCACUCAGAAGCACAUCGACGGCACUGAGCGGCUCGUCAGCUGUGCCUCACGGACUCUCGCGCCAGCCGAACUUAACUAUUCUCAGCUGGACAAAGAGGCUUUGGCUAUAAUGUUUGGGGUUACUAAACACCAUCAGUAUUUGUACGGGAGACGUUUUGUUUUACGAAGUGAUCAUAAGGCUUUGAGUUAUAUUCUUGGAAAGAAUAAAGAAAUUCUGAGCACAGCACUACAGGGCGCGAACCAGCAGUUGCUUUGUUCGGACGUCGCCUGCGUGGAAGACUGGAUCUGUUGCGUCCCAAUACUAGCUCCAUAG
This is a messenger RNA of Bombyx mori (domestic silkworm), 1458 nucleotides long. RefSeq lists its product as uncharacterized. NCBI's taxonomy places the organism in Eukaryota, Metazoa, Arthropoda, Insecta, Lepidoptera, Bombycidae. The record is from RefSeq and is a predicted model, not a curated record. The transcript has 4 exons. Bases 1 to 1458 code for a protein of 485 amino acids. Gene Ontology annotation, molecular function: nucleic acid binding; zinc ion binding.